UUCAUCAUCUUCUACUCACGAUUCGGACUUCGCUGUCUUUCAUCGACCGACGAAGUUACGAUCACGGUAGAGCAAUGGCUGCGCUUAUCAAAGGAUUGAAAUUUGCUUCCCAAAUAUCCUCAAAGAACUCGGCUUUACUUGCGCUGGGUGUCCGACAAGCACACGGGUGGAAUAAAGAUUUCAAGCCGGCAAAGUUUCCCGAAACGGACAAGGAGCGGGAAGCUGCUGCACGAAAGUACGGCCUACAUCCAUCGGAAUAUCAGCCCUAUCCAAAUGAUGGUGCCGGCUUCGGAGAUUACCCGAAACUUCCCGAUACACCAGUUGAAGCACGCAAUCCUUACUAUCCAUACGAUUUCCCAGAACUGAAGAGAAAUCUACACGACACGUUACAUGUUGCCACACCAAUUUGGAGUGAAGAUCGCUAUGGCUCGGCUGAACCGCUGCGCUUCUCGAUGAAGGCGUACUGGUUAUCGUUUUUGGGUGUGAUGGCUGGUUGUUUUAUCGUUUACUUCUGGUUAGAGGACUACAAAAUGUUCCGACCGGUGCUGCAGAAACAAUAUCCCCGUGACGGUCCGCACUACACCUUCGAGGAGAAGUAAAUAUCGAUUUAAAAUGAGGACAAGCCCCAGCCAUCGAAAUUGGAUUGUUCUACAAUUUUAUUUGCAAUAGAGUAGCAACCGUGUUGGUUAUCGUAUCGUGGUGGAAAACUCAGUUGGCAGGAAAAACUGCUGUUAUGUUGAACUGUGAAAUAGAUUGGCAAAUACUAUAUAUGAUAA
Wyeomyia smithii (pitcher-plant mosquito) is the source of this 776-nucleotide messenger RNA. RefSeq names its product NADH dehydrogenase [ubiquinone] 1 beta subcomplex subunit 8, mitochondrial (gene ND-ASHI). Bases 75 to 599 code for a protein of 174 amino acids. NCBI's taxonomy places the organism in Eukaryota, Metazoa, Arthropoda, Insecta, Diptera, Culicidae. Gene Ontology annotation, cellular component: mitochondrion. The transcript has 3 exons. The record is from RefSeq and is a predicted model, not a curated record.